This is a messenger RNA of Spirodela intermedia, 1644 nucleotides long. The record is from the annotation of a GenBank genome assembly. Lineage: Eukaryota; Viridiplantae; Streptophyta; Magnoliopsida; Alismatales; Araceae.
AUGGAUUAUACGCCGAGGACGGAGGCAGCGGUGACUGCGACCAAGACGACGCCGUCCCCUUCUGCUCCCUCUUCCAUUCCUCCACCUGCUCACCAGAGAGACGCGGACGAGGACGACGAGAACGUCAGGCAGCUCGGGGAUUGCUCGGCCGUGUACCUGGCCCUUCAGGUAAUUUCGUCUCCGAUCCAUUCCUCCUUCUCGCUUCUGUGUGCCUUGUUUGUGCUCGAUUAUCAAAGGGUCUACGCAUCCUCCUGUCGGUGCUUUUGCAGGAAUGCCUGAUACGGACGAAUAGGGACUGGAGAUCCUGCCAACCAGGUAUUUCGCGCCUUCACCUGCUCCGGAUGCGUUUUGAUCUCAGUCUGUUUUGAUCUGUAAAAGUUGUUAUCAAUUGUGUAGAUCGUUUGCCUUUCUGAUUCCGACAAUCUUCGGCUUCUUUCAAGUCGACGCGUGAAAGGGGGGGGGGGGGGGUGGCGGGGCGCUCGUAGCGAUCAGUUAUUGAAACCUUGGUAGAGUUUACGAGUUUUCUGUGAUUCCAAAUGGUACGAUCCGAUCCCCAUCAAUGGUGUCCAUUCUUAAUCGGAUAGGGAGGGGAGGAGGGAAGUUAAUUUCCUGUAGGGAUUUCUUGCAGUUCCUGCUCGUUUCCUUUUCAAUUAGGCACAAGGUUUUGCCAGUGAACUGUUUUUUAGUCCACAACUUAUAUUUAACUUACGUGAUAUAGAAAACUGCGAUUAAUACCAAUUAAUAUUUUCCAGAACACAAUUUUUUCGUUGAAGGUGAAGCCGAACAGUUUUUAACAUAAAUCUUCAUCUUGUUUAUUUAUUUUCUUAAAUAAACAAGGAGGUAGAAAUUAUCAUCAAUUUGCUGAGCAGUAUGCUUAACGUUAACCUAUGAAGCUAUAAAUUCGUGGGUACUGAAUAACCAACAAAGCAGCAAUGUGCUUAACUUCAAAAAAUUUCUUGGGUACCCAACCAUAUUGGAGAAUUGCAGGAAUGGGAGUAUUUUGCUUCGAUAGUCCUAGAUCCUAUAUCUGCUCCUGAUUUACAAAACCGUCAGUCAACGCAUAGAAUGAUGAUUUUGCUAUAUAAAUGGUCCAGGCUCCAUACAUGACAUAACCCUUUUCCGAUUUUUUUUCAAAUCAUCAGGUUGUUAUUCGUUUUUUUCCUAAUAAAUCACUUCAGUCAGUCGCGUAAUCAUAAUAGUAUGACCUUAUGAGAAACAUAUUUAGACAUAUUCAUCGUCAUUUCCAGUAAAGGAAGCAUAUUUUUCUGCUGAUUAUCUUUUGCUGAAGAUGUCAUUAAGUGGAGUCGUUUUUGCAUAGUUUCUUGUCAAUUUUUCACCAAAGAUGGAAAAAAACAUCUGAUAGCUGACAAACUGUUUUGACCUACGAGGAACAUAGUCAGUUCAGACACAGUUAUCAUUUUUUUUCCAGUGGAGGAAACCUGUUCCGUUCAUUAUCUUUUACUGAAACUGUCAUGAUGAUGGUUCGUCAAAGAUGGAAAGAAUACCUGGUUACUGAAAACAUAUCUCGAAUGUUGUUUUUCAUUCAUUUCUUCUCCUUCUCAUUACUAACAUGGUGUUCUCACAGAAGUUCAAGCUUUAAAGGCGUGUCACGCAAGGAGCACCAAGCGUUCUAAGGAGCAAUGA